Molecule: messenger RNA, 430 nt
Organism: Meloidogyne enterolobii
Lineage: Eukaryota; Metazoa; Nematoda; Chromadorea; Rhabditida; Meloidogynidae
Source: the annotation of a GenBank genome assembly
UUUUUCUUCCAAUCUAAAUAUUUGCCCAGCUGAAUUUCUCAAUUUUAGAACUAAAAACAAUCUGAAGUAUUUAUUAAAUUAUUUUACUCGAAGUAUAAUGGCCGACGUUACUCCAAAAAGUUUUGUAGACAGUCUUAUUAAGACAAACAAAGUUGUUGUUUUCUCAAAGUCUUAUUGCCCAUAUUGUACAAAAGCAAAGGAAGCAUUAACUACUUUUAGUCUUGUACCUGGCACAAUGGAAGUUGUCGAAAUUGAAGAUAGAGGAGAUUGCGAUAAAAUUCAGGAUUAUCUUAAAGAAAUUACUGGACAACGUUCUGUUCCACGCGUUUUCAUUGGCGGGAAAUUUUUUGGCGGCGGAGAUGACACGGCAGCUGCGGCUAAAUCUGGAAAGUUGGAAGCUGAAUUGCGCGCUGUUAAUGCUAUUGCUUGA